CAUCAGUCCAAAUUAUAAGUAUAUGGCCUAUCUAUUUCCCUCGCCUUGUCUUGUUAUCUUUGUCAGAUCUGCUUCCAUGUUUUUUCCUCAGUUCUCACAUUCUUCUCACAGUUCAUGCUUUAUGGAGAACGCUCGAGGGUUCAUCAGCUCAUCUGCCAGGAAAUUAUCCUUCUGCAGCCCAGCAAGCUGCCUAUGAAUUUUCCUCUUGGUCAACCCUCCUAUCGAAACGCCCUCCAAACAAAACAAUCUUGGAAUAUGAACUGAACCUAUUGUUAAUUAGCAAGACUUGCCCGCAUGAAAUCAUCACCAUCAUCGGCCUCAUCAUCUUCAUCUUCAUAUGAUUCCCUGUACUUCUCGGCCACACCUAGCCCUAGUACCAGAGAAUACACUCAUGGAGAAGAAGGCGCUACCCUCAUGGAACCACCAUCACCUCCACCAGCACCGUCGUCAUCUUCAUCAUCUUUUUUCCCAGCCCUCCUCCCUCGACCCUAGCUCUAGUACCAGAUCAGAAAAAACUCAUGACGGCGGGUUCAUUAUCUCCAGAGAAGAAGACAUCCGGAUGAUGAAACCGUCGUCGUCGUCGUCGUCGUCAGCAUCGGCAUCAUCUUGUUCAUGUUCAUCUUCCCAGCCUUCCUCCUCCAACCCUAGCCCUAGCAUUGGAGAAAAUACUCACGACGUGUUCAUCAGCUUCAGAGGAGAAGACACCCGCCACGGUUUCGUCAGCCAUCUCCAUUCCGCUUUGAGAAGGAACGAUGUCAGAACCUACAUGGACUGCGAUUUGGAGAGAGGGAACGAAAUAUCUUCCACGCUGUUAAGAGCAAUAGAGCAAUCCAAGAUCUCACUCGUCGUCUUCUCCAAGAACUAUGCCUCCUCAAGGUGGACUCUGGAUGAACUGGUGAAGAUAAUGAAGUGCAGGAAAACAUGGGGACAACUCGUGCUCCCCAUUUCUACAGAAUCACUCCUUCAGAGGUACGAAAGACAAGGAGUUUCUCAAUGUUUUUAAUAAACACAAGAACCUGUUUAAGUCAAACAUGAACGAGGCAGCGCAACAGUGGACGAACGCCAUGAAAGAAGCAGCCGAUCUGGCGGUUGGGGAAAGCUCCACUUAUAGAACGGAAUCGGAGCUUGUGGAGGUUAUAGCUAUUGAGGUGAUGAGAAAACUAGAAUCUAUGAGGCAGGGAAGUGAAGGAGGGGCCCCAAAUUUCAACCGAACCAGAAGCGGCCGGCCUUCGUGGCAGAAUUGCUCACCCGACGAGCCUAAUUCCGGCGGCCUACAUGAUGAUGAGCAUACGCCUCAAGAUUCUUCUCCACCAAAUGCCUAUCACAUGGGUAAGUUCAUUUUCUUAUUUUAUUUUUUUUAG
Molecule: messenger RNA, 1361 nt
Organism: Prosopis cineraria
Lineage: Eukaryota; Viridiplantae; Streptophyta; Magnoliopsida; Fabales; Fabaceae
Product: disease resistance protein RPV1-like
Exons: 3
Coding region: 338-1003 (221 amino acids)
Biological process (GO): signal transduction
Source: RefSeq, a predicted model, not a curated record